UCGGUCACCGCGUUGCUGGGCUGUGAGGAGGAGGUGGAACUGGCAGCUGGGAGGAGGCUCUAGGGAGGCCGGAAAGACGGCACAACCCCGCUAGGGGAGGGCGUUCAGGGCGGCGGGGAAGCGGGUUGGAUAUGCUGCUGGGAACGUGACCGCUCCGGGGACCGAGGUAGGACCUGGCUGGCCCCCAUCGAGGAACCUCGUCCUGGUUGGGCCUAAUUUCCUGCAGCCUCUGGCCCCCACCAGAGUCUCUCUUCCGUGCGGGCGCCCUGGACUCUGGCCGGGAGAUGGCCUCCCCGAGCCCCCCGGUGGAGCCAAAGAUCGCCCACCAGCGCUCCAGUACAUUCCAGAGCGACUCGAUAAAUCGGCUGGGGAAAAUUAGCAACGCUCCAAGCUAGCUCUCAUUUGUGAGCUUCUCCAGAGGACAAGGAUCGAACCCAGUUAACCUCUAGUCUGAGAUGCCCAUCUCUUACAGUCAGUUCCCAGAAUCGGGCAUCUUUUGGCACUCUUAGUUACCACAUUUCUUCUAGCCUACUGGGCCAUGGAGGAGUGGGAGUAUCUGGACCCAGCUCAGAGAAGCCUGUAUAAAGAUGUCAUGGUGGAGAAUUAUGGAAACCUGGUCUCACUGGAUGUUUUGAACAGAGAUAAGCAUGAGGAGCCAAUUGUGAAACAAGAAAUUGAAGAAAUUGAGGAAGAUGUGGAACCACAAGGUGUAAUAGUUACAAGAAUAAAAAGUGAAAUUGAGCAAGAUCCCAUGGGCCAAGAAACCUUUGAACUUGUAGGUAGAUUAGAUAAACAGAGAGGGAUCUUCUUAUGGGAAAUACCACGGGAAUCUUUGACCCAGGAACAGAAAAUAUUCAGAGAAAACACUAAUAUUAUCCGUAAGAGACCAAACUCAGAAGAGAAAUGCCAUAAAUGUGAAGAAUGUGGAAAGGGUUUUGUCCGCAAGGCCCAUUUCAUUCAACAUCAAAGGGUCCAUACUGGUGAGAAACCUUUUCAGUGCAACGAAUGCGGGAAAAGUUUUAGUCGAAGCUCAUUUGUUAUUGAACAUCAGAGAAUUCACACUGGGGAAAGGCCCUAUGAGUGUAAUUACUGUGGAAAAACCUUUAGUGUGAGCUCAACCCUUAUUAGACAUCAGAGAAUCCACACUGGAGAGAGACCCUAUCAGUGUAAUCAGUGUAAACAGAGCUUCAGCCAGAGAAGGAGCCUUGUUAAACAUCAAAGAAUUCACACAGGUGAGAAACCCCACAAAUGUAGUGACUGUGGGAAAGCCUUCAGUUGGAAGUCACACCUGAUUGAGCAUCAAAGAACUCACACUGGUGAAAAGCCUUAUCACUGUACCAAAUGUAAGAAAAGCUUUAGUCGAAAUUCAUUGCUUGUUGAGCAUCAGAGAAUUCAUACUGGGGAAAGACCCCAUAAGUGUGGUGAAUGUGGGAAAGCCUUUAGACUAAGUACAUACCUUAUUCAACACCAAAAAAUUCACACUGGUGAGAAGCCUUUUCUUUGUAUCGAAUGUGGAAAAAGCUUCAGUCGGAGCUCCUUUCUUAUUGAACAUCAGAGGAUCCAUACUGGUGAACGACCUUAUCAGUGCAAAGAAUGUGGGAAAAGUUUCAGUCAACUUUGCAACCUUACUCGUCAUCAGCGAAUUCACACAGGAGACAAACCUCAUAAAUGUGAGGAAUGUGGAAAAGCCUUUAGUAGAAGCUCAGGUCUAAUUCAGCAUCAGAGAAUUCACACUAGGGAAAAGACUUACCCAUACAGUGAAACUAAGGAAAGUUUUGAUCCAAAUUGCAGUCUUAUUAUACAACAAGAGGUUUAUCCUAAGGAAAAAUCUUACAAAUGUGAUGAAUGUGGGAAAACAUUUAGUGUUAGUGCUCAUCUUGUACAACAUCAAAGAAUCCACACUGGUGAAAAACCCUACCUGUGCACUGUUUGUGGGAAAAGCUUCAGUCGGAGCUCAUUUCUUAUUGAACAUCAGAGAAUCCACACUGGCGAAAGACCUUAUCUGUGCAGACAGUGUGGCAAAAGCUUCAGUCAGCUUUGUAAUCUUAUUCGACAUCAGGGUGUUCACACAGGUAAUAAGCCCCAUAAAUGUGAAGAAUGUGGGAAGGCCUUUAGUCGGAACUCGGGUCUUAUUCAACAUCAGAGAAUACAUACAGGGGAGAAACCAUAUAAAUGUGAGAAGUGUGACAAAAGUUUCAGUCAGCAGCGCAGCCUUGUCAAUCAUCAGAAGAUCCAUGCAGAGAUGAAAACUCAAGAAACCCAUGAAUGUGAUGCUUGUGGUGAAGCCUUUACCUGCCGCAUUUCUCUAAUGCAGCAUCAAAAAUUACAUACUGCAUGGAUGCAGCAAAUGUAGAGAAAUAAAUAGUUUUGAUUAAAUUUGAGACUAGCUACCCAAGUGCAGUUUCAGUAUGGCUCAGUGUGGGUCAGAUUUAGUAAUAAAGCAAAUUCUCCUUGGCCCUCAGGCAAGAUCCUCUUAGUAACUGUCUGUGGGCAAAUGAGUUCCAGUUGCUCUUUGCUUUCAUAAUCAUGGAGAAAGAUUAAGCAUCUUUCUUUAACAGAUCAUUCAGCAGAGAAGUUGAACCUAGGUACAGAGCAUUUGGGAGGGUGUCCUGAAGGAGAGAGUUGAGUCAAGGUGGAGGAUCUUGUAAGCUGUUGGAAAACUAAGAAUAAUGACUUAAAAGAGUUCUCAAGUACCAUCUCAUAUGACAAUUCCUCAGUUGCACUAGAAUGUUUAGCUAUUCAUAGCUAAUCCAAGUGAUUAAGCAUAGGCAUAUGUAUAUUGUCAAACAAAGCACAGAUGUUUUGAAACCAAUAUACAAAGCUUUUGGUUCUUCAGUUGUUUGGCAUGUGGGUUAAUGAAAGGUGAUCCCCAUACCUUGUUUCCAGAUCAGUGAACUGAGUGCAUCAUUUAUUUCACAUGUUAAUAUGAUAAGAAACCUACAAAGACGUUAUCAAGGAAUCUUUGGGAGUGCCUUUCCCUCAUAAUCCCCCCCAAAAAACUGGGGAAAUGUACUGUUCUUUUUGUCCUCCCAUCUGUGAAAAAUGUAAUACUCUAUGAAUAAGCUUAUUCAUUCACACCAGGAGCAUGUGAAAUUGUACAUAUUUUGAAUACCAAGAAUUGGAAAUACAAAGACAUGAAGCUUAUACUAGAAAGCUGAGAUAUUUUGGUAUUGCUUCAGAUUUUUUGGUAGAUUUUUGCAUGCUGUUUUGAAAUCCUGGUUCUAGGGCUUCCCUCAAUGGUUGUUAUAAACCUAUUAAUUCAUGUGUUUUAAUCAUUAAAAUCUGUUUUAGUUUUUGUUCUG
Dipodomys ordii (Ord's kangaroo rat) is the source of this 3302-nucleotide messenger RNA. RefSeq names its product zinc finger protein 189 (gene Znf189). Lineage: Eukaryota; Metazoa; Chordata; Mammalia; Rodentia; Heteromyidae. Gene Ontology annotation, molecular function: RNA polymerase II cis-regulatory region sequence-specific DNA binding; DNA-binding transcription factor activity, RNA polymerase II-specific. The coding region runs from base 539 to 2353 and encodes 604 amino acids. The transcript has 5 exons. The record is from RefSeq and is a predicted model, not a curated record. Gene Ontology annotation, biological process: regulation of transcription by RNA polymerase II.